Schistosoma margrebowiei is the source of this 6300-nucleotide messenger RNA. Lineage: Eukaryota; Metazoa; Platyhelminthes; Trematoda; Strigeidida; Schistosomatidae. The record is from the annotation of a GenBank genome assembly.
GUGCAUUUGCCGCCUUACUUGAGAACCGCUCAUAGAAUGGUUUACUUGCUUAUGAAAGUAUAGCCUGCGCAUACUUAUAUCGAUUAAGAAUUGAUGGAUAUUUCGCAAGCAAACGGUGGAGAUGUUGUCAAUAUCGCAAAUUACUUGCUAAAUGAUUUAAAGAAUAGCUAUCAGAUCUGGGAAGAGCUAAUUUCAAAAUGUACCAAAUUCCAUUCAGCUUUAAAAGUUGCAACUCAGGCGUCAUCUGCAUUUUUGGAUACAUUUCAAAAAGUGGCGGAUCUGGCUACAAAGACGCUUGGAGGCAGCAAAGAAAUCGGUGCGUGCCUGACCCGUUACUGUAUGCGCCAAAAAAGCCUAGAAUCCAAAGUAAAAUCCAUGGGAAAUCAUCUGGUCACUAGUCUUGCCAACCCUCUCAAUUCAAAAGUAGAUGAGUGGAAACGUAAUCUGUGUCAGUUAGAAAAAGACCGAACUCGUCAAACUAAAAGAGUGCGUGCGGAAUUGAAGAAAGCCCUUUCUGAAGCACAAAAGUGGGAGAAGAAGGCCGCUAAAGUUGGUGUUACUGGUGGUAGUGGUGUGGGACCCGGUGUAGGCCAUGGUAUUAUACCUACUGCAAAAUAUAUAUGCUCCAAUUCUGAAUCAAAUGCAAUUAGUUUACAAACUGCUAAGGCUGCACGUGAAGUCGGAAUCAAGAAGGAAUUAGUUGAAAAUACAGAGAAAUCUGCGAUGCGUUUAUUGUUACUUGAGGAACGAAGCCGGUUUUGUUUUUUCGUCUCUUGCCUUCUUCCAAUUCUUGAGUGUCAAUCAAGCAUGUUACAUGAAAUAGCCACUAUGGAUGAACUUAUUAAGACCCUAACAAAAGAAACUGAGUUUCCAGAUCAGUUGGUUGAGGAUGUAGAGUCUAUUGUACUGAGGAUGGGACGACGUGAUUUUUCUGCUUCUUAUCGAGGUAGCAGUAAAAUCAUGUCAGUUUUCGUACCAGAUAGUGGAGAUAAAAUGAACAAUAUAAAUGAAGUUUUAGGAGGUUUGCUCAUGACUAAUGGUAAUCGAAGCUAUGUCAAUUCAAGUGAUACGGAGUCUGGUCGUCACGGUGCUGACAUGAUGUCACCAUAUCAAAUUUGUCGUGACUUAGAAACGGUCGGCCGAUGCAAUUCUGUAUGUGACAGUGCUGAUAUUUCCCUAUGUGGAGCCAGUUCACAUAGUGGCAGUGGGGGAAGUAAUUGUCCAUCCCUUUUGUCCCCCGCACGUAGUAAUGUCGCUCAUUUGGGUAGUCGUGAAUCAAGUCUUAUUUCUGUGGAUAGUGCAGCCUCAGGAAGUGGCAAUGCAAAUUCUACAUAUUCUAUUGGAAUUUCAAAUACAAACAUACCACAUUCUGAUCCUGGAGAAUCGCAAUUUAAAACUUUAUGUCGACCAGGUCACUAUCGAGCUGCAAGUAAUGGAGAUAAUGAUUUUCCAAAAAAUUAUUUAAAUAAUGGUUUUCAUCAUGAUAAAAUCGAUUCUUAUAUGGUAGCUAAAUCUAUGGUUGCUUUCAGUGCACAAUCUCAAUUAACCGAUAGUAAUAAUGAUGAUAAUAAUAUCACUACGAAUGGUCAAAACUAUGCACUAAAAAGAGAUGGUGAUAAUGAAGUCGAAAAUAUAAAAAGGACUGACAAUGAAAGUAAACUGGAAAUGAGCACUGAUGAUGAUGAUGAUGACGAUGAUGAGAAUCAUGAUGAUAGUAACGAUGAUGUUGGUGAUGGUGGUGAGUAUGUUGAAGUAGGCAGUGAUUCUGGCAAUGCUCUUGCGUAUUUAUCAAAUAAUCCUACAUCUCCUUCCUUGUCUAAUUCUGCUAAUCAACAUUUUCUAUUGGAAAACUAUCCAUCGAAUACUACUACUACCACUACUACUACUGCUAGUACUACUGGUAAUCCUCCAAUUCCAAAUAGUGGUCGUCAUACAAUAAGUUCUGCUUAUGAACGAGGAGGUCAUGCUCCUACACGGGCUUCUAUAACUGCUCUGUCUUUCAAUUCACCCGUUGGCAAAGCUUCUUCCAAAGAUAGUGGUGUUGAUUCGUCCACUGUACUCUACCCGAAACAAGCUGUACCACCUCCAGUCUAUACAAAUCUCAUUCAAUUAGCUCAUGCAGCACAACGUAAAUUUUCCAUGUCACAAUUACCAAUUGUUCAUUCAUAUGAAAAUCUAGAUAGUACAUUAGAUAGACUUCGUUAUGGUAAAACUGAUAUGACCAAUUGUCAACAACAAAUUGUUCAUCAUCAAUCAUCAAGUCGUAAUUCAAUUUCUACAAAUCCACAACAAUAUCAUUAUACAACAAAUGCUUCACCGAAUACUACUAAUAUUAGUAAUACGAAUAAUUGUAAUUGGUCUGCUUCAGAUAGUUUAAAUAAACUUGAUUUAAGUGAUUCAGCUGUCAGUCAAAGUUAUCAUGAUGACGAAAGAAAGUAUGCUAAUCCUUCAACAGUAUUAAAACCUCAAGUUGACAAAUUAGCUAACAGUACAAGUCUAUCUAAUUCAUGUCACAGUUCAAAAAAUUGUCUAGAUACUGUUUCAAUGUCUGAUGCCACUUCUACUGCUAAUUCUACUUCAGUUGUUGCUGGUAAUAAUGAGUUACAUUCAUAUCAAAGAAGUGGAACAGAUCCAUUCAGUAUGGAAAUGGAUGAACUUGAUCAAGUUAUGCCAGUUAAUAACGGUAAUACUAUGACGCUAAAUAGAAUGUUUUCAAAAUGUUUACAUAAUCAACUAACUGGCACAUUACCUAGUCAUCAAAGAUGUUUAUCAACCCGAAAACAUGUUUCAUCAGUUAACAGUUGUUUCUGUGUUACCAAUGCUGCUGAGUUAUCAAGAUGUAAUGAACAGAAUUCUGUCGCUAGUUGUUAUCACCAUAACAAUGAAAGUAUUUCUGAAUCAGUUGUAAGUGUAAACUGUGAACAAGAUUUCUUUACACCACAGUUGUAUGUUCAGAAAAAAUUAGUCGGUGAAGAAAAUCGUAACAAACACUCACCUUGUCUUAGUCCUUCCGAAUUUAAUGUGGAAAAGAUACUUGGGAAUGGGAUUGAUCAUGAUGAUCAUCCACCUUCUAACCAUAGUUUGUUUGUACAACAAACUUCAUGUAGCCCAAUCAAUUCUUCAGUUUCUCCUUCUGCUGACAAUAGAUCACCACCUCCAAUUCAGCCAAAACCUGUUCAUUUAAAGCAUCAUCAAGCAAUAAGUCAAUAUCAUAUCAAUCGAAAAACAGCACCUCGAAUGUCACGUCCAUGUCCACCGCCUCGAACUUGUAGUACAUUAAGUUCUCUUGGUUGUUUAGCAAUGACAUCUGGUGUUAGUAUGCCAUGUGAUUUGAAUAUGCCCGAUCCAUCACCAUCAUCAUUGUUACGUCGUAAAAUUUCCCAUUAUAUGAAUGAUGAUUCUUAUGAAGUAACAUUUAAAGGUGUAUUGUAAGAAAAUAAAGCUAACCUAACACAUUGUUUUGCAUUUUCCACAUUCUCUUGGUGUAUCGUGUGCGUGUGUGUGUGUUACAUUUACAUUACAAAAUACACGGUGAAAUUAUCAAUUACACAUGUAGUCUUUUUAUUUUGUUAUCUGUGCUUUUUCAUUAGAUAUAACAUGCAAAUUGCAUUCCAUGUACAUUCUUGUUUUUUUUUCUCUCUCUCUCUUCUAUUUCCAUUUCUUUUGUUUGUUUUUUCAACAAAAACAAAUCAAUCAUUUUAGGAUCUAGUCGUGGUUCAUCACUUACAAUGGCUAGUUCAACAACAAAUGAUUCAUUGCCUAGUUCAAAUGGUAGUCCAGCGUUGACAAGUUAUAACGCGAAUCAAAAUAGUACACAAAGAUCAUUUUCAUCAAAUCCGAAUCCAAUGACCAGCAAUGAACAACAAAUAUUAGAGAACAAACUACACUAUGCAACUCCUGUAAUCAAAAAUCAGUCUCAAUGCUCUACUACUUCAGGUCAAGUGUUCAGUCUGUUGAGACAAUCCACAUUGGCUAGUAAUCAAGUUUGCAUAAAUAAUCAUCAAACUAACACCGAUCUACAAACCAUCCCUGGGACAACGGGUGUUCCAAACGGAAAUGCUCCAACUCCUCCCCCUCCUCCUCCACCACCACCGCCUCCACCUCCUCCUCUACCUAUGUUUUUACCAGUAUCGCCAAAUAAUCUGUCAACACCUCAUCCAUCACUAGAAGAAAUAACUUGUCCAAAAUAUUCCGAUUACAAUGAAACUUUGCCAACUGAUUCGGUCUCUGUAGAAACUGCUAAUCUUAUGUCUGAAUUAUCUUCACAAUUGCAACAACUUGCUGCACGAUCGAAUGAUGUAAACAUUUCACAAUCAACAUUUAAAACAAGAGAUAUAUUUCACAAGGAAUCCAUAAAACACGAUGAUUUCGAUUUACCUCCACCACCGCCACCUUCUAUGUUUACAGAACAAUACUGCAGUGAUGUAGUGAAAUUAGAAUAUUCUCCAAUUCAGACUACGAAUAUCACUUGUACUUCCACUACUAGCAUUAUUGCUAAUGAUAAUAAUAAUAAUACUGAUGAAAUGAUUGAUGAUGAUUCCAACAAAAAUGUAUCACCAUUUUUAUUGGCGUUAAAACAAAGUGUGAAACAACGAGCUGACCGUAUAGCUGCUGAAAACUCAACAAAUAAUUGAACGCGAAAUGACGCUACACUUUCUGAUGAUGAUCAUCCUAAUGCACUAACAUUUUUGUUAUACAUAUUAGGAAUUAAUCUUUCAAAGGUAAUGGCGACAUUCACAUGUAGGAAUCUAUGUAUAAAAGUGAUGGUGUUGAACUACACAUAUUCUCCCUUGCUUUCUAAUAAAAUCUGUGGAUAACGUUCGAUAUUCAUCCUUUCCUCAUUGCUUUCAUCAUUAUUAUUCCCAUCAUAAUCAUCAGUACACGUAUUUAUUUUUAUUGACACAUUGAAAUAAUAUGCAGCCACGGCACGAAGCAAACGUCUCAUACGCUUACUACUUUUUUCUUAUCAUUGUUGUGGUUAGUGUUAGUUUUGAUCUUCACCACGCUCCACCGUUUCCAUUUUUCCCUUACUCAUCUUUUCUACUAUUUGUGUAAAUAUAAAUGUUAAGUUAUUAUUUUGUAUGACAUCAUCACAUUACUAACUCUGAUAAGUAAUGUUUUUCGAACAUUUCACAUACAUCUGGUAGCUAUACACCAGUAUUAUAAACUGAUAUCAGGCCAGUACUUGUAUUUCUGACCGUUACUAGUUACAUAACGUCGUUUCUGUGUGUUUGUCUUAACGAACUGUUUCCUCUUACCAGUGAUAUGAAGGAAGUGUUUUACAGAAAAGUAAACCGGUCAUUAUCAAAUACUUCUUACCGAUUAACUAUUUGACUAACUGUCUCGUUUAACAAUUAAUCUAACAAUCUAUUCAAUUUAAAAUCUCGUUAGACAGAUCUCUGGAUACAGAUAGGCACAUACACACACACAUUCAUGUACAUUUUCGAAUUCAUCUGUUCUUAUUAUUUAUUGUUAAUAAUCCAUUGGAAUUUUCCACACGUUCAAAUUCUAAAGAAAGAUCUAUUAUUAUCAUUACUGAAGCUAUUUCCUGUGUUUAUGCACAUGUCCUUUUUAGAUUAUUUUGUUUUCACUUGAAACACCAGUAAAAUGUAUGUUGGUGACCGACAGCGUAGGAAAUCUUGUACGCCCUUUCUUUGAACAAAAAUCAACCGGAAACAAGUGUUUUCAGAUAUAUUUAAAUUCUUAUUUCUACUACUAGUUUUAACGUUAGAAUUAUUAUUAUUACCAUACUUUAGAGUGUUGAGAACUCUGUCUAUAGUGUAUGUGCUGUUAAAAAUGUGCUCUGGUAUCAUUGUUAUAUUGUUCUGUUGUUUUCAUUUGUGUCACUGAAUGUGAUUCAGCCAUAUAUAUAUGGUUUACUAUCACACCAUGUUCUACCCCUACGUCUGUCUUGCUGUCGAACUAUGUGGUGUAUAUCUGUAGUUGCCUCUAUACCUGAUUCUAUACUAGUUUCUUCUUAGGUAUACGGAUAAAUUAUAUUAUAUCAAGGUUAGAAAAAAUUUGUUAUUGUUGUUUUCUCUAUUUCUUCUAAAAACUCUGUAUUACACCGUAUCAUUUUCUUGUUUAUCGCUUUGUGAGAUUACAUUUUUCAUUUUUACAAGAAAAUUGUAGAUGGGAAAAGAAAGAAUGAUGGAAAGUUUCAGGUGAAAAAUAAAGCUCUCACAUACAUUCUCUUCAUUAAUGACUCACUGUACUCUAAUUACAUGUUAUAUGCAGAUAUAUUUAUACACAUUACUUGAUAAUAUGUCUUUUUUUUAUACUAAAUGUCUUUAUGUCCAC